Cavenderia fasciculata is the source of this 2259-nucleotide messenger RNA. RefSeq lists its product as uncharacterized. Bases 1 to 2259 code for a protein of 752 amino acids. Lineage: Eukaryota; Evosea; Eumycetozoa; Acytosteliales; Cavenderiaceae. The record is from RefSeq and is a predicted model, not a curated record. The transcript is spliced from 4 exons.
AUGAUAUUAAUAUUGCAAGAAGAGGAGGAGGAGGAGGUCGGACAGUGGCCAAUGUAUUGUGAUAGUAUCUAUAUUGGCCCAGAGCAACCAAUUAAAGAGGAGAGAAUGAUUGACAUUCAUGAUCAUCAUCAUCCUCAAAUGAAUCAUCAUCAUCCUCAUCAUCAUAAAUCAUCGUCAUCGACAUCCUCAUCGACGACAACUGCAAGUACUACGAGUAGUAGUAGUGGCAGUGGUAGCGGUAGUAUAUUAAUCAUGUUGAUUGUCAUCACAUCACAUAUAGUGGCCAAUACAGACGACAAACAAUUUAUAAUUACAAAUUUAUUCUUACAACAACCAAGAAAUUUGAAUCAAGAACAUCAACAUUCCUCCUCAUCAUCAUCAUCAUCUUCGUCAUCAUCAACAUUAUCAAUACAACCAUUUUCAAUUACAUCAGUCCCCAAGUUACCAUUAAUUAUAAGACCUGGAGAAGAGUUUGAAGGACACAUUUCAUUCACACCACCAACUGGUGGAUGGUUUACAGCACUGCUUUCCAUCUGCUCGGAUGACUAUCCAACCCCGAGAAUCCAGCAGAUCUCAUUGCAUGGAGAGGGUGACUUUCCAACUGCACCAACUCAGAUCAUCUAUGCCGACAAUCUAUCGCCGCUGGUGAUUGACGAGGUUGCUAAUCCCGUCGGUGGGAGUACUAUCACCAAACACGGCGGCUCUGAGAAUGGUGGCUACUCUUAUUCAUCAGCAUCAUUGCAUUCAACUCCUACUUCCUCCUCAUCCUCUUCCUCCUCUUCAUCGGCAUCAUCCACACCCAAUAUAUCAUCUCCACUAUUCAUCGACGAGGAUUUAGUUAGAGGUAAUGGCACGAAUGGUGGUGGUGUUGGUGGUGACCCAAUCAAUCCAAAUCGAUUAAUAUUUUCAAAGGAUUAUCCAUCCCAACCAACACAUCAACAACAACAAUCACAACCAACUAGUUUGGGAAAACCAAUCAACCAAACACCACCAUCAUCAGUAAAGAAAAAGGUUAGUUGGAAUGCACAUGUAUCAGAGAAAUCAGUCGAUCCAAGUCAAGAUACAACAGAGGAUGAUAGUCAAGACUCUGAUGAUUUUGAUUAUCAACGUCAUCAUCAACAACAUCAACAACAUCAACAACAAUACAAACAACAACAACAACAAUAUAAACAAAAACCAACAGAGAAAAGGGAUAAAUAUUCAAGUUCAAUUAUUGGUAAUGGUAAUGGUAUUAAUGGCGGUAAACAUUUUAACGGUGGUAAUAGUAUAAUGGGAGAUGUCGAGGGUGAAUCAUUUAGUACUUAUCCAUUGGCACUAUCAGUUGAAACAAAGAUUGAACAAGUCGAGAAAAAGUUGGCUGAAUUGGCCAAAAAAGUUGGUACUGGAUCCAAUGAACAUGGAACAUACAACUAUCAUCAUCAUCAUAUACCACCACCAUCAUCAUACUAUUAUUCAAAGGCUAAUGGUAACGGUAGUACAGGUGCAAACGGUCAUUUAAAUUUUAAUUAUAAUCAAAAUAGAAAUUAUCCAUCCCAACAACCACAACAACAACCAACUGGUUUCCAAUAUAAUUACCAAUAUAAUCCUCAACCUACUCAACCUACUCAACCUACUCAACCUACUCAAAUUCAACCACUUCCUCCUACUAUACCAACUUCAAAACCAGCGCCAAUUUAUCAUCACUAUAAUCAUAAUCAAAAUCAACAACCCGCACAACCCACAACACCAAAAAUGAAUCAUCAUCAUGAAUCAUCAACAAUGAAUUAUAAAACCACCUCUUUUGCUACUACUAAUAACCAACAUGUAAAUACCAAUUAUAAUAAUAAUAAUAAUCACAAUCAACAACAACCACCAAUAAUGACACCAAAAUCAAAAUAUCAUCAAUCAACGAUCAACUUGGAUGAAUCUGAAGAUAUGCAACUAGAUCAAUCAGCACAAGAUUUUCUUGCACAGUUGGAAACCAAGAAACAAAAGGUGGCAACUCCAGCAGGAUGGAGAAUCUUUUUAAAUCCAUCAGCUAAUCAUGAAGAAGGAAAUAACUCUUUUCAAAAAAUGAUGGGUAAAUAUCAAUAUGAUACUGGAAGCAGUAGUAGUAGCGGUGGUAGUAGUAUUGGUAGUGGUGGCAGUAGUAGUAUUAACAAUGCUGGAAAUAAUAAUAAUAGUGUUGUCAAUGACAAUAGAUAUAAUAAUAAUAAUAUUAGUGAUCGUGAUCAUACUACUACACCAUUCACUGAAAGACGUCGUGGAAUAUUAAAGUAA